Mandrillus leucophaeus (drill) is the source of this 1018-nucleotide messenger RNA. It is a transcript of the gene LLPH, whose product is annotated as LLP homolog, long-term synaptic facilitation (Aplysia). Gene Ontology annotation, molecular function: RNA binding. The record is from RefSeq and is a predicted model, not a curated record. NCBI's taxonomy places the organism in Eukaryota, Metazoa, Chordata, Mammalia, Primates, Cercopithecidae. Gene Ontology annotation, biological process: dendrite extension. The transcript has 3 exons. Bases 90 to 479 code for a protein of 129 amino acids. Gene Ontology annotation, cellular component: nucleolus.
CCUGGGUGUCCUCUGCCCGGAAGACGGAAGUGCAAAGACUUCCGGUCGGCGUGAUCCUGAGGCGUGUGUGUUGGUUUUUCAGGUAAAACAUGGCUAAAAGCUUACGGAGUAAGUGGAAAAGAAAGAUGCGUGCUGAAAAGAGAAAAAAGAAUGCCCCAAAAGAGCUCAGCAGGCUUAAAAGUAUUCUCAAACUAGAAGGUGAUGUUUUAAUGAAAGAUGUUCAAGAGAUAGCAACUGUGGUGGUACCCAAACGCAAACAUUGCCAAGAGAAAAUGCAAUGUGAGGUAAAAGAUGAAAAAGAUGACAUGAAAAUGGAGACUGAUAUUAAGAGAAACAAAAAGACUCUUCUAGACCAGCAUGGACAGUACCCAAUAUGGAUGAACCAAAGGCAAAGAAAAAGGCUGAAGGCAAAGCGAGAGAAAGGAAAGGGGAAAAGCAAAGCAAAAGCAGUGAAAGUGGCAAAGGGUUUGGCCUGGUAGACUCUUAAAACCUUGGAAAAUGCCACACGGGAUAGAUGAUGGAUUAGAAUGUAUACACAUGUAUACUUUGAUUUCAGCUGCCACCAAAUGAAAACUAUUUGUUUUCCUAUUUUAACUUGGCCUUUUUUCUGCAGUUCAAACCCAGCAUAACUCCUCAAGUUUGUUUUGGGAACUUAAAUAAAAUAUUUUCUUUGAUACAUCCAAGCUCUACUGAUACUUUAAUUGGAUGCUACCCAAUAUCCAGUUAUAAUCAGGCCUCAAAGUUCUGUCAGGUAUUAAUGUGGUUAGACGUUCUUACAAGUGGUAAUUAUAGUCAGUAGAGAUAAAACAGAUGAUGUACUGACAAAUUUUUGUGAACUUAGAUUUAAAGAAAGCUGUUGUAUAAUCAUACCAUUUAAAAAUACAACAUUAGGCCUGGGCACGGUGGCUCACACCUGUAAUCCCAGCACUUUGGGAGGCCGAGGCAGGCGGAUCACCAGGUCAGUUCAAGACCAGCCUGGCUAAUAUGGUGAAACCCCAUCUCUACUAAAAAUACAAAA